UCCAGGUCCGCAGAGGAGCUAGAGUUCCACUAAAAACUGACAACCAGUCACAAUACAGCCAAACACAGUACAGGUGGCGACACUCUGACGGUAAGAUGGAUUUGAAGCUUUACAUAAGUACAAUGCUGAUUUGUUUCUGGAUGUGGCAAGAUCUUGCUUAUUCAGAUGGUAGUGAGUGUUUAAGAGCCAAAGCACUGACUUGUGGACAAUGUAUACAAAGUGGAAAAAAUUGUGGAUGGUGCACAAAAGAUGAUUUCUUGCAGCCAGGAGAGUUGACAACGGCACGCUGUGAUGAUAUAGAAGCACUGAAAAGGAGAGGAUGUACGAUGGAAUAUAUUGAAAAUCCCAAAGGUUCAUUGAGAGUAAAUACCAAUAAAAGCCUAACUGGCCAUGUAAAUAGUGUGAAGAAGCUGGAAGACAUCACACAAAUUCGACCACAGAGUCUAAUCCUAAAAUUACGAUCAGGAGAACCACAAACCUUCUCAUUGCAUUUUAAGAGAGCUGAAGAUUAUCCCAUUGACUUAUAUUUUCUUGCGGACCUCUCCCUUUCUUCGGAGAAUGAUUUGGAAAACAUGAAGACAUUGGGAAUUAAACUGAAGAAAGAAAUAAGGAAGAUAACUUCUGAUCUCAGAAUUGGGUUUGGCACAAUAGUGAAAACUCCUUGCCCAGCUGGUACAACAUGUACAGGUCAAUCCAGCUUCAAAAACAUUCUGCCAUUAACUAACAAUAGGGCAGAGUACAGCAAACUUGUUCGGAGCCAGACCAUUGCAGCAGGUCAGAAAUCUUCAGCUGGGGGUGUUGAUGCAAUCAUGCAGGUUGCUGUCUGUGGGGAUAAUAUUAGUUGGCGAACUGCCACUCGACUACUUGUCUUCUAUAGUAAUGAAGAACUUCACUUUGCUGGGAAUAAGAAACAUGGCAGACUGUUGCCAAGUGCUAGGAACUGUCACCUUGACACUCAUGGUGUCUACGUAAUCAGUCGCCAUCAGAAUUAUCCAUCCAUUGCUCAAUUGGCACAGAAACUUAAUGACAAUAAGAUACAGCUUCUCUUUGCUGUUAAGGAAGAACUUAAAGAUGCUUACAAGGCACUCCAAGUUCACAUUCCAAAGUCUGAAGUUGGAAAUCAAACGGCAAUCGAGUUAAUCAAAGCCUAUCAUGUCUUGUCAUCUAAGAUUAUCCUGGAUAACAGCAAAUUACCUAAAGGAGUUUCGAUACGUUAUACAGCCUACUGCAAGAAUAAUAUCAUUCAAACAGGACAAUAUGGGAGAAAGUGUUCUGGUAUUGAAGUUGGUGAAGAGGUGAGAUUCACCGUAAGUAUUAUAACAGAAAAGUGCCCAAACGAUGGGCAGCCAACCACUAUUGAAAUUAAACCACUGGGAUUUAAAGAGAAUGUUGAAAUUAAACUGCAGUUCCAGUGUGAAUGUGAAUGCCAAAUACAUGGAAUCGCUAAUAGUCCUGAAUGUAACCAGGGCAAUGGAAUACUUGAGUGUGGUGCCUGUAGAUGUAAUAAAGGUUAUAUUGGACGAUUUUGUGAAUGCAGCAUUGAUGAAGUAUUGAGCGAGGACUUUGAUGUUUCAUGUAGAAAAGAUAAUACAUCUAUAAUCUGCAGUGGCAAAGGAGAUUGUAUCUGUGGAGCAUGUGUCUGCAGAAAGAGAGACAAUCCUCAUGAAUCUGUCUUCGGCCAAUAUUGUGAAUGUGAUAAUUUCAGUUGUGAUCGGUCUGGUGGUUUGAUUUGUGGAGGACAUGGCAUUUGUAUAUGUGGAACAUGUCAAUGCUUUCCCAGUUUCACAGGCAGUGCCUGUGAUUGUUCAUUGAACACAUCAUCAUGUGUUUCAGCCAAUGGAAUGAUAUGCAAUGGCAGAGGAAUUUGUGAAUGUGGUCGAUGCAAAUGCACAGACUCCAAGUAUGGAGGGCCAGCCUGUGAAGUUUGUCCAACCUGUGAAGGUGUCUGUAUUAUUCAUAAGCAUUGCGUUCAAUGUAAAGCCUUUAACCAUGGACCAAAGAAAGACAGCUGUGAUCAGUGUGGGUUUGAGGUAACCAUGGUGGAAGACAUGAAUCAGUUGUUAGAACAGCACUGUGCAUUUAUGGAUGUGGACAACAGAUGGUUCUACUUUUCAUAUGUCAUUAACGACCAGAAUGUUCCAGUGGUACAUGUAUUAAAACCAUAGGUGAGAAUGACAAUGUGAAUGUUACGGCAUGAAUUUGCUUCAAGUUCAACUAUUGUGAUUCCAUGGAGAUCCAGCAGUCAAGUGGGAAAUGGGAAACAUGAGGGUGGAAUGUUGAUUUGGAGUCCUUAAUCAGUUUAGAUAAAUACUGCUAUUUGUCAAAAAAGAUAAAAGAUUACUUAGCUAAAUAUUCUUUUAAAAUUUUGUAAUAUAUUUUAACAAGUAACUUUUGGUUUACUAUUAAGUGAUUGUGCACAGGUUUUUUUUACAAUGGAGUCUCACACGCAAUAGAACUUAAAACAGUACCGUACAGGAACAGGCCCUUUAAUGAUGAAAUGUCUCGGCCUGUAACGUUGUCUAUACUCUUUUCCAUAGAUGCUGCCUGGCCUGCUGAGUUCCUCCAGCAUUUUGUGUGUGUUGCUUGGAUUUCCAGCAUCUGCAGAUUUUCUCUUGUUUGUGACAGGCCCUUUAGCCCACAAUGUUGUGCAGAACCAACCUAAUUAGUAAUCAAAUAGCCAACUAAACUAAUCCCUUCUGCCUACGCAAUGUCCAUUUUCCUCACAUUCAUGUGGCUAUCUAAACAUCUCUUAAAAAUCUCUAAUGUAACUGUUUCUACCACUACCCCAGACAGCACAUUCCAGGCACCAACCACCCUCUGUGUAAAACAACUUACCCUUCACGACUCCAUUAAACUUAAACCCUUUCACUUCCAAUGCACGUUCUCUUGUGUGAGACAUUUCGACCCUGGGAAAAAGAUACUAUCUGUCUACUCUAUCUAUGCCUCUCAUAUAACCUUAUAAAACCUCUGUCAGAUCUCCCCUCAGCCUCUGCCCCUCCAGAGAAAACAACCCAAGUUUGUCCAUCCUCUCAUUAUAGCACAUGCCCUCUAAUCCAGGCAGCCUCUCCAAAGCCUUGAUGUCCUUUGUGUAAUGGGGUGACCAGAAUUGUAUGCAAUACUCCAGAUGCGGCCUAACUAGUGUUUUAUAAAUAUGUAGCAUAACUUACUGACUUUUGAACCCAAUGCCUCAACUAAUAAAGGCAAGCAUGACACAUACCUUCUUAACCAGCCUAUCAACCUGUGUAACCAUAUGCAAAGUUUAACUUAAGGGUACUGUUAAUUUGCAUAUAUCUCACGUUACAUCGGAUGCUACAAUUUAAAACUCUCCGCACACACUAUCUCCAAAAGAAGAAAAGCUAUUUCUGUUGGGCUAGGCUUGUAAAAUCAAGAUGAUGCAUAAAUGAAUGAGGAUCAGAUUCACCAAUAGGAACAAAUAGAUUAGACUUUCUUGGCAGGGUUAUCAUUGAUUGUAAGUUGUGGUUAGUUUUGACGGAAUUACAUGUUUUUGACUUGUUAUCAGAAUCACAUGUUUUUGGCUUGAAAACAGUCCUAGCCUACCCAGUCUCUCUUUAUAAUUCAAGCCCUCCAGACCUGGCAUCAUCCUUGCAAAUCUUUUCUGCUCCCUUAAUCAUAUACUUCCUAUAGUAUGGUAACCAGACUUGCACUGAGUAUUCCAGUUGUGGCCUCAACAACAUCUUGAACAGUUGUAACAAGACAUCCUAUGUUUGUAUUCAGUGUCCCAUCUGUUGAAUGCAGACAUACUUUAUGCCUUCUUCUCCUUCUUAUCACCUUUGUUACUACUUCAAGGGAACAAUCAGUUUGUACCUCCAGGUCUCUCAGUUAUACAACAGUUGCCAAGAACCUGUCAUUUACUGUGCAUGUCCUGUCAGGCUUCAGCUUCUCAAAAUGCAUCACAGCAGGAGAACUACCGCUGAUCCUUGUGGUACACUGCUGGCUACAAGUUCCAAUCUGGAAAACAACCCUUCACUACCACCAUCUGUCUCCUUCUACUAAGCCAAUUGGCUUGCUCACCCUGGAUCCCAUGUGAUCUAAUUUUCCAGAUGAGCCUUCUGCAUGGAAACUUGUCAAAAACUUUCUUAAUAUCCAUGUAGACGAUAUCUACCGCCCUGCCCUUGUCAGUCCUCUUGGUAACAUCUUGAAAAACUUUAAGUUUGUGAGACACAAUUUCCUAUGCGCAAAACCAUGCCGACUAUGCCUAAUUAGUCCUUGCCUUUCCAAAUGCAAUUGGAUUCUGUCUCUCUGAAUCUCCUCUAGUAAUUUUUGCACUAUUGUUGUUAAGCUCACGGGUCUGUAGUUCCUUGGCUUGUCCUUGCAGCCCUUCUUAAAGUAAGGCACAACUUUAUUUACCUUCUUGUCUUCUAAUACCUCACCUGUAGCAUAGGAAAAUACAAAAAUCUCUGCCAGGGUUCCAGCAAUUUCUUUCUUAACUUCCCACAGUAUGCUACGACCCACUGGCUCAGGGCCCAGGGAUUUAUCCCCCUUUAUACACGUUUAGAUCAUCAACACCUAUGAUAUCAAUAUAUUUCAGGACUUCAUUGUUUUUAUCCCCCUGAAUUCCUUCCUUCUGCAGAAAUGAAUCUGUGCUAUAGCAGAGUUUAGAGAUUUCCCUCAAGCAAGUUAAAUAAAGGGGAAAACAGUGAAUGUGGUAAAUAUUAAUUUUUCAGAAGGCAAUCAAUAGGGUUUCAAUCAAGACGCGGUUACAGAAGGAGACAUAAAUAUGCACUUAUUAUGCACAUUGCAUACCUUCUGAGGCUAUCCCUUGGGCAUGAUUUUUAAUUCUACUCCAGCCUUGUGGGUUCUGAUGCAGCUAGUGAGGCAUAACGGAUCUUCCACAGAAUGGGCAAAUAGUGGUUGGAAGAUGGGCAUUUAAGAGGUGGUGUUCACUUUCCGCUGUUUAGGCAAAUACAUAGACUAGAAGUUUACAAUAUCAUGCUGAAUGUGGUCAUAGCCCAGACGUUCCCAGGAGCCAAUUAGGCUGUUGUGCUUCUUCAAGGUAGCUUUGUACCCAUCCUCGUAUAUUUUCCUUAUGCUUGAUGAUCUCUUCCAUUGACAUCGUCUGUUCUGCAAGUCUAAUACGGGCAUAUGAAUGUUGUGCUUUGCCCGAUGUCACUGAUGGAGAGUGACUAGGCCUUGAUAUUGGGGAUGUUGAGAUUUGUUCUGUAUUUCCAUUGAGAGAUGAUUGUUAGCAUAACACCAUGAUUGCUUCAGAGAGCCGGGUUCAGUUCUGAUGCUGUCUGUACAUUCUCCCUGUGACCGCAUGGUCUCCCCCAGAUACUCCAGUUUCCUAUCUCAUUUCAAGAUGUAUGAGUUGGUCAAUGGGCUCAUUGGGCCUGAGGGCCUGUUGCUGUGCAGUAUCUUUAAAUAAACAAACAAAUAUACUCUGUAUUCAACAUGGGCAGCAGUUUCCAUUAACAUCAGUGCCAAUAUUGGGUGAAACAUUUCUUAAUAGGAAGGGAAUAAGAGCUUUCCUCUGAGGAAUACAAAUCUCUUUUUAUCCUUGUUGUUUGUCUUAAAUAACAUUAUAUUCAGCAAAGGUUUUCUUUAAUCUACUUGCAGUGGACAGUGUUUUCUUUUUUCAGUGUCUGUGUUGUUACAUUGGACACAUUCUUAUGAAGUCUCAGAGCUGCUUUGAAAAGAUGUCCUUUGACAUUCAGUGUUAAGCUACUGUCAGUACUUAUCUGCUGUUCCCUCAGAUUGUUCUGCAUAUUUGCUCUUCAAAGCAUCUGGAACAAAUCCAUCUCCCCACCUGUUCAGGGCUCCCAUCAUACACGGGGCGUUAAUGAGGUUUUAAAUGAGCUGACUUCAUGAGGUAUAACAAGGUCAGCAAUACAAGCCUUCAUCUGCUGGAUGUGCCAACUCUGGAAUGCCAUUAGUAAUCCAAUACAAGAGAUUAGUUAGAAACAAAUUGGCCCACACUUAUUUAUAGUACAUUCAGACACUAUGUAAAAUUAUUGUACUAAGUUAUGUGAUUUGAUUAUAAAGAUAAUGAAAUCUAACUCUUUUUAAUUUGAACAAGGUACAGUUAACUGGAUAAUCUGGGCAGUUAGGUUGAAGUUCUGGUCUCCUUGCUCCAUCAGAUUCAGGGCACUGAGCAGUCAAGAAUCCUCUUUCUGAUUGCUCGACACAAGCAAAUCCCAUUUAUCACUGACUUGAGCUGGCUUGGCAAUAGCAACACCCAUCAUGGUGUGCACCAGAGCACUGCCCUGCCACACUAACAGGAGGACCCUACAGUUUAAGAAUUGAGAAAGAUGAACAAAUAUUUGUUUGUUGCUUCAUUAGAGAUGAGUAUGUAGGACUUUGAAGUUAUAGUAUGGAUCAAUAAACUGACUCAUGGAUUGAAUUUGUAACCUUGUACAUUAAUGGGAGUUGCACUCAACAGCAGUAUGGACUGGGAAAAAGCAGGAUGGCAAAGUUGUUGCCCUGUGUCAAAUCAGCAAUUCCUUUGAACACUGUUUCCCCAUGGGAGAACAGGAUGCAAUAAUCAAAUCUUCAGCUCAGGGAAGGGGUGGUUGAGGAAGACCUUUCCUGUGGCACUCAGCAGGAUGACCCUUCAAUAGUUAUCAUUGUUGGACUAGUCAUGUCACUUAAAGAUUAUCACAAUUAUGGCUCUUCUGAGGUCCCAGAGUACAAAAGCAAGGCAUUCCAUUAUGUCUAUGGCAAUCAUCAACAACAGACAGACAGACAUACUUUGUUGAUCCCGAGGGAAAUUGGGUUUCAUUUCAGCUGCACCAACCAAGAAUAGUGAAGAAAUAUAGCAAUAUAAAACCAUAAGUAAUUAAAUAAUAAUAAGUUAAUCAUACCAAGUGGAAGUAAGUCCAGGACCAGCCUAUUGGCUCAGGGUGUCUGACACUCUGAGGAAGGAGUUGUAAAGUUUGAUGGCCACAGGCAGGAAUGACUUCCUAUGACGCUCAGUGUUGCAUCUCAGUGGAAUGAGUCUCUGGCUGAAUGUACUCCUGUGCUUAACCAUUACAUUAUGGAGUGGAUGGGAGACAUUGUCCAAGAUGGCAUGCAACUUGGACAGCAUCCUCUUUUCAGUCACCACCAUCAGAGAGUCCAGUUCCACCCCCACAACAUCACUGGCCUUAUGAAUGAGUUUGUUGAUUCUGUUGGUGUCUGCUACCCUCAGCCUGCUGCCCCAGCACACAACAGCAAACAUGAUAGCACUGGCCACCACAGCCUCAUAGAACAUCCUCAGCAUUGUCCGGCAGAUGUUAAAGGACCUCAGUCUCCUCAGGAAAUAGAGACGGCUCUGACCCUUCUUGUAGACAGCGUCAGUGUUCUUUGACCAGUCCAGUUUAUUGUCAACCUCUCCAAACUAAUUCCAUUUACAACACUUAGUACUUUCACCGGCAAUUCAAGUGCUUAUUCAGAUGCUUCUUAAAUGGUGUGAGACUAAACCCGCCACCAAUUUUCUGAUAGUGCAUUCCAGAUCUUGAUUACCCUUUGGGUGAAAAAUAUUCUUCCUCAGAUUCCCUCUAAACCUCCACUCCACACCUUAAACCUCACUGGACUCAGUUACCUCUGCCAUGAGAAUAGGUUUCUUAUCAGCUACCCUAUCUCUGUCACCCAUAAUUUUGCAUCCCUUCAUAUAUUCUCAUUUUCAGAGACAAUGCAGAUGAUUUGUGACAGUGUGUCUUAAAUUCCUCUCUGUCAAGUUUAGAAUUUUAGUAGGAAUAGCUCCUGUUUAUAAGGCCUGGUUAACUUCUUAUUGAUGGCCAGGUUGAACCAGUUUUCUCUGGAAUGUAACCUAGGACACUUAUCAAGGACAGAGUCAGGAUUGAAUAGUUUUUUUCUUCAAAAUACUCCUCUUAUUGAGUGCUGACUGUCUUUCUCUUCCUGAUAAAUUCAUCUCUGUUCCCUCAUCUCAUUUGAAUAGGUCUAUGGGUGUUUGGGCCAUGAAUAGCCGUGACAGCACUAAAGAAUCCAACAAAUGAUGGUUAUCAGUGAAUUUCUGGACCUCUUGUGCUUCACACACUCACCAUCUGUUCAUUGGUUGCUGAUUUCCUGUUGGACCACUGCCUCCACUUUCCUUUGGAGCUAUUUCUUUUCCCUUGAAGCAUUCAAUCCAAGAAUGUCAUGUGUUUGCCCUAAUUAGCUCCUGGAUCUUGUAUUCAUUCUCAUCAAGCCAGCUGUGAUUUUAAACAACAGAUCCACGAUGGACCCUUUCUCAGAGGACAUUGUUGUCAAGUAAGGCUGCAUCAUUGCCUCAGUAGCUUUCUCAGUCUUGCCUACCUCAGUGUUGCGCACAUCCCUGGCCAGUUCCUGCUGGAGGGCAACUAAUCUAAAGGACAAGCGGGAAGCUGUUUAAACUACAUCGCUUCCACUUCAAAACCAAGGUCACCUCUACUUCAGCAUGUUGAGAGCACUUGCAUUUGGAGGCUGGAACUACACGUCAUUGUGAACUCCUUCACUAAAACGCUUGAGGGAUUGGUUUUAACACUUAACAGCAGCACACUAUCUGGCAGCCAGAGCCCCUUUAUAUAGCAGUGCCCUCUGUUGAAGUGUCUGCAAUGAGACUCUACAAACUGUGGCCUGCUUCUAUUUCUCAGGGGCUAUCUCUCAAUAAAGGUGGACAUCACAGAUGAAAUACUUCGUCACCAGUGUUCCAACAUAUCUUUUGGCUGGCUGAGGGAAAGGGUGUUUGAUCAUCCAAGAUCUCAAGUGCAGAACAAAUCCCAUGGUCUUCCAGGUAGUGGUUCUCACUGCCUUCCAGGCUGCUUCUAAGACUUGGACCACCAGCAGCGAGCACCGCAAGCUGCUGACAGGAUACCACCAGUACAAUCUCUGAGGAAUCUACCAGAAUCUCAGAAAAGAUCAUUGAAACCACGUCAGCAUUCUCUCACACAUCAAUGUCCCUAGCAUUGAAGCCCUAAUUACACUUACUCAUCUCCAAAAGGAAGGCCAUCUAAUUAUCAUGCCCGGCACCAGCCUCUGAGAACAUGCACCCUAUUCCAAUCUCUAUUGUAGCACAAAAUUACCAAAAGUUCAGGGGAAACUAUUCAAGGAUGCAAUCAAAGCCUCCUUGAAAAAGUGCAAAAAUCCCCACUCUCUUUUGUGAAGUGGAAGCUCAUGAAAGUAUGAUUUUGGGAAGUCCAAGUCCAUUUACAGGGAUUAUGAAGAAGCCUAAUGUAACCAAUGAAAGGAUUUCUCCAUCUUCCAAGUUACCCAUGCCCUCACUCACUCUUGCCCUAUGUGUGGCCAGGUCUGUGGGUCUCUUGUUAGUCUCAUCAGCCAUUUCAGAAACCAUAAAACUGUUGGAAGUAAGUCACCCUCAAUCCUAAAGGAUUACUUACAAAGAGGAUUACCUGCCAGCUAAACCUUAAAGACUUAGGAGCAGAAUUUGCCAUUCAGCGCAUCAUGUCACUCCGUAAUUCCAUUAUGGCUGAUUUAUUAUCCAUCACAACCCAAUUCUCCUGUCUCCUCCCUGUGAUCUUUAAUGCCUUUACUAAUCAAGAACCUAACAAGCUGUGCUUUAGAUAUACACAAUGACAUGGCCUCAGUGACGUAUGUAUAUCUCAAUGACUUAUCAAAGUUAUUAGUAUGGUUUUAGUUUUAAUGACAAAAUAAGUUGUUAGAGUGCCUGUCUGAGCAAAUCUGUAGCAUGCUGGUAUAAUAUGUUGAUUUGAUAGUUUGAUUUGGUCUGUUUUAUGCAGGUACAAAAUUCACUGUGCUGCUUAAAAGAAAAAAUUGUGUUAGUGUUCCAAGUAUUUGAAAAGUCAUGAUUACCACUUUUACAGUUAAAUCAACAAAGGGGAUGCAACAGUAUCAAGAUAAACCUAAAGCAAAUGUUGAUCAGACUGAUAGAGAACUAUUAUUGUAUCACGGAAUGCCUGCAGCACAGACGGACACAAUUUGGUCUGUGAAAUCCAUUCUAGCUCUCCAUAAGAACAGUUUAGUGAAUGCAACUCCCCUUUUCCCCUCUUUUAAAAAAACCAUAAUUAUCAAGGAUCAAGAAUUUACUUUAUUUGCCAUCAACACUUACGUGUAUUAGGAAUUUGCUGUGGUCUGUUAAAUAGAAUUGAAUCUGCCUAUAUUAUAAUACUUGGCAGUGGAUUCCAGACCUUAACCACUCACUGUGUAAAUAUUUACUAUAUAAAUAGGCAGAGCUAACAAAAGAAAUUAAUAAUCCAUUUAAACAAGAUGCUCAGAAAUCCAGGCAUGUGGUGCUGCUUUCCUUCCAUUACUCUGCUUCUGAAUAUCAGUUUGUUUUUCUUGAGUGGAACAUGAUUUCAACCAUUGUAAACCAACAGGGUUUCAGCCCACAGCUGUUGGCCCACUCUUGGUUAUGGAUGUUAUUGAGGGCUGCAGCCAGCACUGAAUAACACCUAAGGCCUUGGGUACAACUGGAAGUUGCAAAGGCUAGUCCACAACUGAGACAGUCAUUCACAUUCUGUACACAUAAACUUCUUGGCCAAGAGUGACCAGAAAAGUUUGGUGUUAUGAGAACUGAAUGGAUCAGAGGUGAGCAAUAGAGUUGUUAAGUGAAUACUUUGCCACAAGUUUGAUAUCACAAUUGAAUUGAAUUGAAUUGACUUUAUUUCUUACAUCCUUCACAUAAAUGAGUAAAAAUCUUACGUUACGUCUCCAUCUGAAUGUGCAAUGUGCAAUUCAUAGUAAUUUGCAAUAAAUAGUAUGUACAACAGGACGAUCAAUAUAGAAAGAAAUACAAUUGUGUCAGCGUGAAUUAAUCAGUCUGAUGGCCUGGUGGAAGAAGCUGUCCUGGAGCCUUUUGGUCCUGGUAAGGACAAUUCUGAUAAGGACAAAGUACUAAAAUUCUGCUUGGAGAAUUAGUCUUAAAUUUGUAAUUUUAAAAAAAUAACAAAACUUAUUUUAUUUAUAAUUUUUAAAAAUUACAAGAGUAAACCAUACAAUGCCUUUUCAUUCUUACGUUCAUAGUCAAUGUAUUGUGUUCUUUUACAUUCCUUAAAACCAAUAGGACUGUGGCUACACCUGUAGCCCCCUAGGUUGGUACACUACUACAAUAAUUGAGGGGUUUCCUCACUCAUCCCGCUCCCUCACUGUCCAGUAGUGGACAAACCCUGUAUUGAGGUCCUUCCCCACCGAUACAAGCCAACUACACAAGGAACAGAAAGAUUUUGCAGAAGUGAGACAAGCAAAUGGAAACACUUCCUCUUUUUCAAUGAAGCGGCAGAAUGGCACUGCAGUCCUGCAGCUCCAGUGACCCAGCUCCAUCUGGUUCUGUCUGUGUGGCUUUCCUCCAAGUGCUGUGGUUUCCUGCCACAUUCCACAGGCAUGGGGGUGGGGUUGCUAACAUGAUAAUUGGUAAUUGUAACUUACCCCGUGUGUGUAGGGGACCGGUAGAGUCUGAGGAGAGCUGGUGCAAAUGUGGACGAGGACAGAACAUGAUUAGUGUAGGGUCAGUGCACAUGGCUGAAAGUUAAUGCACUCCCCAGGGCUGCCUGCUUAGCCCACUACUGUUCACAGUGCUGUCAUUUGGCUGUGUUGCAGGAUUCAGCUCAAACCAUGUCGUCAAGUUUGUGGAUGACACAAUAGUGGCUGGCCACAUCAACAACAAAGAUGAGUCAGAAUACAGAGAGGAAAUGGAGCAGCUGGUGGUCUGGUCUAAGAACAACAAUCUAAGCCUUAAUCUGGAGCAGUCUCCCUUAAAUAUACCUGAUGCCUCGGCCUCCACAGCUGCCCUGUGGCAUAAAAGUUCCAUAGAUUCACCUCCCUCUGGCUAAAGAAAUUCCUCCUGCUCUCCAUUCUAAAAGGUCACUCCUCUAUUCUGAAGCUGUGCACUCUGGUCUUAGACUCCCCCAACAUAGGAAGCAUCCUCUCCACAUCCACUCUAUCAAGGCCUUUCACUAUUUGAUAGCUUUCAAUGAAGUCACCCAUCAUUCUUCUGAAUGCCAGUGAAUACAGGCCCAGAGCCAUCAAACGCUCUUCAUAUGAAAAGCCUUUCAAUCUCAGAAUCAUUUUUGUGAACAUCCUUUCUUAGAUAAGGGGGCCAAAACCACUCAUAAUUCUCUAAGUGAGGCCUCACCAGUGCUUUACAAAGUCUCAACAUUACAUCCUUGCUUUUAUAUUCUAGUUCUCUUGAAAUGAAUGCAAACAUUGCAUUUGCCUUCCUCACCACAGACUCAACCUGUAAAUUAACAUUUAGGAAAUCCUACACAAGGUCUCCCAAGUCCCUUUGCCCCUCAGUUUUUUAAUAUUCACUCCAUUUGGAAAAUAAUCUACCCUUUUAUUUCUUCUACCAAAGUGUAUUCCAUCUGCUACUUCUUUGCCUAUUCUCCUAAUCUAAGUCCUUCUGAAGACUCUCUACUUCCUCAAAACUACCUACCCCUCCACCUAUCUUUGUUUCAUCUGUAAACUUGACCACAAUUUUCUCAUCCAAGUAGUUGACAUUUAGCAGUCCCAACACAAACUCCUAUGGAAUGCCACUCAUCCUGGUAGCCAACAAAGAAGGCUCCCUUCAUUUCCACGCUUUGCCAUGCUAGUACCUUUCCUGUAAUACCUUGGGCUCUUAACUCAUGUAUAGCUCCUUGUCAAAGGCUUCCUGAAAAUGCAAGUACACAUCAUCCACUGAUCCUCCUUUGUCUAUCCUGCUUCUUAUUUCUUCAAAGAAUUCCAACAGGUUUGUCAGGCAAGAUUUUCCCUUGAGGAAACCAUGCCAACUACAGCCUAUUUUAAUCAUGUACCUCUAAGUAUACUGAAACCACAUCCUUAACAAUCGACUCCAACAUUUUCCCAACCACUGAGGUCUAUAAUUUCCUUUCUUCUGCCUCUCUCCCUUCUUGAAGUGUGGAAUGACAUUUACAAUUUUCCAUUCCUCCGGAAUCAUGCCAGUAUCAAUUAAUUCUUGGAAGAUCAUUUUAACAAUCUUUUUAGCCACCUCUUUCAGAACCCUGGGGUGUAUACUGCCUGGUCCAGGUGACUUAACUACCUUCAGACCUUUCAGUUUCCAAAAACCUUCUCCCUAUUAGUAGCAACUUCACACACAUCUAACCUUGACACUCUCAAUCUUCUGGCAUACUGCUAGUCUCUCCACAGUGAAGACUGAUGCAAAAUACUCAUUCAUUUCACCCACCAUUUCCUUGCCCCCAUUACUACCUCUUAAGCUUCUUCUCCGGUUUCACUGUGCGUUCUAUCAUAUUGUGAUCAUGCACCUAAGGGUUCCUUUACCUUAAGCUCCCUAAUCACCUUUUGUUCAUUGCACAAAACCCAAUCCAGAAUAGCUGAUCCCCUAGAGGACUCAACCAUCAGCUGCUUUAAAAAGCCAUUUCAUAGACAGUGUAGAAACUCCCCCUCUUGGGUUCAAGCACCAACCUGAUUUUCCCAAUCUGCCUGCAUAUUAAAAUUCCCCAUGACUAUGGUAACAUUGUUCUUUUAUAAUAGAAAUAGACAAUAGGUGAAGGAGUAGGCCAUUCGGCCCUUCAAGCCAGCACCACCAUUCACUGCGAUCAUGGCUGAUCAUCCACAAUCAGUACCCCAUUCCUGCCUUCUCCCCAUAUCCCUUGACUCUGCUAACUUUAAGAGCUCUAUCUAACUCUUUCUUGAAAGCAUCCAGAGAAUUGGCCUCCACUGCCUUCUGAGGCAAAGCAUUCCACAGAUCCACAACUCUCUGGGUGAAAAAGUUUUUCCUCAACUCCAUUCUAAAUGGCUACCCUUUAUUCUUAAACUGUAUCCUCUGAUUCUGGACUCCCCCAGCAUCGUGAACAUGUUUCCUGCCUCUAGCAUAUCCAAUCCCUUAAUAAUCAUAUUUGUUUCAAUCAGAUCCCCUCUCAUCCUUCUAAAUUCCAGUGUAUACAAGCCCAGUCGCUCCAAUCUUUCAACAUAUGACAGUCCCUGCAUCCCAGGAAUUAACCUUGUGAACUUACGCUGCACUCCCUCAAUAGCAAGAAUGUCCUUCCUCAAAUUUGGAGACCAAAACUGAACACAAUACUCCAAGUGUGGUCUCACCAGGGCCCUGUACAACUGCAAAAGGACCUCUUUACUCCUGUACUCAACUCCCCUUGUUACGAAGGCCAACAUGCCAUUAGCUUUCUUCACUGCCUGCUGUACCUGCAUGCUUGCUUUCAUUGACUGAUGACCAAGGACACCUAGAUCUCGUUGUACUUCCCCUUUUCCUGACUUGACACCAUUCAGAUAGUAAUCUGCCUUCCUGUUCUUCCAGUGUCCAUUUUCAUCGUUACAUCCUCAAAAAAUUUUUGGCAUGCAUCUUCUAUUUUCCAUUGUCAUUUGUGGAGCACAUCCUUCCUACUCUUUGGGGGUCUGAAUAUAACUCCCAUCAGGGUUUUUUUUUACCCUUACAGUUCCCUAACUCUACCCAGAAUGAUUCAACACCUUCUGACCCCUUUUUCUAAUGAUUUGAUUUCACUUUUUACCAACCGAGCCAUGCCACCCCCUCUUUCUACCUGCCUGUCUUUCGAUACAAUGGUCCCAGCUAUGAUCUUCCUUCAGCCAUGAUUCAGUGAUGCCCACAACGUCAUCAUGUCAAUUUGUAACUGUGCUACAAGUUCAUCUACCUUAUUCUGUAUACUGCGUGCAUUCAAAUGUAACACCUUCAGUUUUGUAUUCACACUUUUCAAUUUUGUCCAAUUUUACAUUGCAACUUAUCCCAUUGACUGCAAUUUUGCCCUAUCAUCAGCCUCUCCUUUCUAGCAGCCUCACUGCCUGUGUCCGCAAACCAACUGCCCCAUCCUCAGCCCUCUCACUCUGUUUCUGAUCUCCCUGCCAAAUUAGUUCAAACCCUCUUGAACAACUCUAGCAAACUUGCCUGCAAGGAUGUUGGUUGCCCUCAGGUUUAGAUGUAACCUGGCCCUUCUGUACAGGUUGUACCCUUCCAAGAAGAGUUUCCAAUGAUCCAUAGAUCUUUAGCCCUGCCCCAUGCACCAGUUCCUCAGCCACACAUUCACCUGCUAAAUCAUCUUAUUCUUACCCCCUCUGGCUUUUGGUACAGGCAGCAGUCCAAAGGUUACUACCCUGGAGGUUCUGUUUCUCAGCUUUCUACCUAGCUGUCUAAAGCCUCUCUUCAGGACCUCCUCACCUUUUCUACCUAUGACAUUGGUGCCAAUAUAUACCAAGAGUUCUGGCUGCUCACCCUUUCCCCAUAGAAUGCCACGGACUCGAUCUGAGACACUCCUGACCCUGGCACCUGGAAAGCAACAUACCAUCUAGGUCAGGGGUGUCAAACUCAGUUUAGGUCACGGGCCGGAUUGGGCAAAAUGCAGCUUCACGCGGGCCGGAUCAGUCGGGCGCGUGCGAACGCAGCUUUCUUUGCCUCCGUUUUUUCAGCCUGUUCUCAUGUGUCUCAGUCUCUGCUAUAACUACAAAGUGUUUCACUUCACAAAUUCCGUUUCUUAUGAAGAAGACUGCUGAGCGAGCAUUAUUUUUAUGAUUGGUAUUAACUUACAAUCAUAGGCUUCAUAUCGCCGGGCCAUUAAUAAUUAAAAUAUUAGAUCUAUCUAAAAUGACCUCGCGGGCCGGAUAUAAUUGUACGCUGGGCCGGAUAUGGCCCACGGGCCUUGAGUUUGACACCUAUGAUCUAGGUGUUUGUACUGCAUCCGCUGAACCUUGUCUCUUUUCCUCUGACUGUGGAAUCUCCUAUCUGCAGUCCUCUUCACCUUUCUUCUCUGCAGAGCCACAGCACCACAGUCAGUGCCAGAGACCUGGUCACUGUGCCCCCCCCCCUUGCAGGAUGUCCCUCUCAAUAGUAUCUGAAGUUAUAUUAUUGAAAGGAACGGCCAGAGGUGUACUCUGCACUGGCUGUACAUUUCCCCUCCUCCUUCCAUUCACCCUGAUGACAUUCACCUGUCUCCUGCAACCUGCAUCCCUGUAGCUCCUAUCUAUCACCUCCUCAUUCUCCUGCAUGUCGAAGGUUAUCAAGCUGCAACUCCAGUCCCUUAAUACAUUUUCUCAGAAGCUGCAGCUUGGUGUCCCAGAAUUCCCACAUCUCAAACAUUGCCCCUGGAGCCAUUCUCUCCACACUUCUAUGUUCUAGCAGAUGAGGAAUGAAGAAUUCAAAACAGAAAGAGCAACUUUACCUCGCCCAAGCCUGCUGAGCCAAAGCCUCUCGAAACAUUGAUGGUGUUUCUGCUUGCACUUGCAUUAUUUUUAUUUUCCCUUUCUAAUGAAUCCCCCACUCGGUGACUGGUUGCAGUCCAACUCCUUAAAACUGAUGCAAAGCUCUUUCUUUUUAAUCUUGAGUGUGGUCUUAAUUGAAAAGGUAGCUCUCUUCACAUGCUCCCGCUUGGUGAUUGGUCACAGUCCAACUCAGGAAUUGGGGAAGGAAGGUUGAAAAUGGAGCUGUAAAGGUGCAAGGAUGGAAGGGUCAAGAGCAUACUGUAUUUUAUCCUGAGUAGCUGGUGAAGGUGGCGGAUUUGAAGAAAAGGUCAGCAGCUAGACUUGGGGAACUGGCAACACUGGAAACUCGGUGGUUGUCACUUUGAUGUUGAGUUAUUUGAGGAUUGAAGGUGUGCCUCAUAAACCUGUAAAUGAAAUAAAGAGUUCAGUGAUUACAAAUAAUUCUCCCUGUAUUUAAUUUUCACAUUUCUCUGGAGCAAUAUUGCCACAGGGCUAUUUUUCCAAUGGUCAGAGCUCCCUCACAGGAGCACCUGUUCAAGAGAAUGAAACCUUCAACUGGAGGGCUUUUGAGAUUUAAAAAAUACAGCACCAUAGGGAGUACAUUAAAAGAGUAAUAAUUUAGAGAAUGGAAAGCCACAAAAUUGACAUCUGUAAUUACAGUAAGUGUUUCUGAAAGAAAAAUGUGCAAGGUGUAAAGAGAGUCAAAAGUAGAACAGUGCUUCAGUUUAAAUCUGCCUCUGUUGUACUGUGAUUCCCAUAAUGGAGAAAUUUUAGGAGAAGAUUGUGAUGCAUUUCUGUCUGAAAUUAAUACUGAUGAUAUUUAUUAGCAUAUAUUAUAACCCUUUGUCAAAUGGGUCUGCUGUGGUAGAUUUAUAAAAGAAUAUUAUUCAAUAUUAUUUGUAAACUCCAAUACCUCAUUUUGUUUGACGUCUGGGCCACAUGUUAGACUGAAGAUUCGGAUGAUGCAUUAUCUAGUGAUCACACUCAUUUCAACCAGACCAUUUCUUGCUCUUUCUUUGAAUUAUUGAUUUAAUCAAGUGAGCUGAUUGCACAAGUGUAAAGUGAAUAUGUUGUUGAUUUUCCAUACACACUCAUUUGUUCUUUGUGCACAUGAUAAAUGAGUGGAAACAACACAUGGAGAAAUGAUUAUUCUAAUGUCACAUCAUAAACAGACUUGGAACAUGGAAUCAUUCACUGAGUUACAAUCUGAUGUCAAUGCUUGUUUCAACAUUUUCAACUGUUUCACCCUCUACAUGUUAAGGUACUAUUGCUGAUAUGAACACAAUUACAAAUUUAUUACUAUUGUAAUUAUAAGAUGAAUGUAAUUAAUAUCAUACAAAAACCUUAC
Hypanus sabinus (Atlantic stingray) is the source of this 17416-nucleotide messenger RNA. Its product is annotated as integrin beta-1-like. The record is from RefSeq and is a predicted model, not a curated record. Gene Ontology annotation, cellular component: integrin complex; focal adhesion; cell surface. The coding region runs from base 96 to 2165 and encodes 689 amino acids. Lineage: Eukaryota; Metazoa; Chordata; Chondrichthyes; Myliobatiformes; Dasyatidae. The transcript has 14 exons. Gene Ontology annotation, molecular function: collagen binding involved in cell-matrix adhesion; C-X3-C chemokine binding; integrin binding. Gene Ontology annotation, biological process: cell migration; integrin-mediated signaling pathway; cell-matrix adhesion.